Molecule: messenger RNA, 2226 nt
Organism: Argentina anserina (silverweed cinquefoil)
Lineage: Eukaryota; Viridiplantae; Streptophyta; Magnoliopsida; Rosales; Rosaceae
Product: cyclic nucleotide-gated ion channel 1-like
Exons: 8
Coding region: 179-2056 (625 amino acids)
Source: RefSeq, a predicted model, not a curated record
GCAACCAAAGCUAUACAUACUACCCUAUAUAAUGACCAUUGAGCUAGCUAGUAAUCUACAUGAACCAGUGCAUACUGGAAUCACUCAAUGCAGUGGGGGAUAAUUGAUCGAUCUGGAGUUCUGGAAAGUACUGUAGCAUAAUUUUAAGCUUAAUUUUAUUACUCAUCAGUCGCAAGAGAUGAGAGUAUCGGAUGAGUCGGGCAGGCUAGCUCUGCAUGAAAUUGAUAUUCCAGACGAGGUGGUAUCUUCAAAAAAUGAUGGAGGACAUGGAUCACCAAAAACAAGUUGGCGCACAAAUUUUCUUAAUUGUUUACGAAUCUUACUCCAGCCAACCAGAUUGACUCGAGAAUGGAAGUAUACUUUCAUGAUAUCAUGUUCAUUUGCUCUUCUUCUUGAUCCUUUGUACUGUUACAUUCCGGUCAUCAAUGAUGAUGAUUCCAAUAUGUGCUACUCUCUUAACCCGAAGUUGGUGGCAACUUUUCUUGCUUUACGAUCAGCAGUGGACCUGUUUUAUGCAAUGGAUGCUAUUAAACAUUUACGGAGGUUUUGCAACAGGAAGAAUUCAUCUGACUCGCAGCACUCAUCCACCAAACAAAUGCUCUUCCUUCUAUUGGAAAGCAUUUUUCUUGCUAUUCCCAUUCCACAGGCAAUAAUAAUCACUGGAAAAUAUUCAAGCGUUGGGAGUUCUAUUCCUCUACUUUUUUUCUACGUGAUCCAAUUUACACUACGGGGUCAUGCUACCUAUAUGUUGAUCAAGGAUCUUGAAGCAAAAUCUGAAACAGGAGGAUGGAUUAGACCUAUACGAUAUGUACUUGAAAUUCUUCCCUUCAUUAUUACUUCUCAUCUAUUCGGAGCUGUGUGGUAUGUCCUUUCUCUUGAUAGAGAGAUCCGUUGUUGGGUUAGCUCAUGCGAACAAGUGAACGGUUGUAGGGAAUCCAAGACUGGAUAUUACUUCCGUUGCUCUACCUUGGCCGACUUCUCCUUAAAGGUAAACUACAAUGUCAGUAAAAUAAGGGAAGCAUGUCCGACAAAUCCAGCAGAUCCGACAUUGUUUGAUUUUGGAAUAUAUCUUUACGGCAUUCAGACUCGUAUUACAAGGUCGACAAAUCUUCCACUCAAAUGUUGGCAAUCUUUUUGGUGGAGCUUACGCAAUUUGAGUUCUUUUGGAUCAAACCUUCAAACUAGUUUCAAUGCUGUGGAAAUUAGCUUUUCCGUUUUAAUAUCUCUAUGUGGCAUGUCGCUGUUCUUAGUAUAUCUCAAUACAAUUGCAUCAAGAAACCAGUCGUCACGAAGGAGGCAAGAAGCUGAGCGUCAAGCUGAGGUUAAAGCUAAGCAUGAAGCUCGGGUUGAAGCUCAACAGAAGAUGAUUUUGAUGACUCCAUACGUAGAUAUGUGGUUAAAAAGAAACAGCCUUUCUGAUUUUCAGUGUUUCAAGGAGAUGAUCACACGAGCCUUGGAGAAGCAUCUCGUUGAAAAGAAAGAUGUGAACAUGAACAAUUUCUUGUCUAUACUUCCUGCGCUACACAAAAGAACCAUACAGUUGGCCAUUCUAACGAAAGUACCAGUGUUUACAAGUAUUAGUCAAGAAAUACUUAAAGCACUAUCUGAGCAUCUUGAGCUAGUGAUCUAUGCUGAGGGCUCCUGUAUAGUUCAACAAGGGGAGCCACUUGAAAUGUUGUUUUUCAUUACGCAAGGGAUCGCAUGGACAUAUACAACUAGUUCUUGUACCAAUAUUGAUGAAAGUGCAAGUGGCGGUUCCCUAAAGAUUACAUGCCUUGAGAAAGGUGAUAUCUAUGGAGGGGAACUACUGAGCUGGGCAAAGUUCAAGUCAUUUUCUGAUUUUCCCAUCUCAACCAAAACCUUGAAGUGCCAAACCAAACUCGAAGUAUUUGGUAUAAGAGCUAACUACUUGAAAAGUGUUUUCUCUAAAUUCUGGUGGCACCAUCGCAAGGAGCAUCCUGAUUCGGAGCACGUCCAGCAUUUGGCAGCUUUAAGCCUGCAAUCAAAAUGGCGACAAUGCAGCACAAGGGUACUGAUGCCGGCUUCUAAUAAUUGAUUUUCUGUGUAACUAUAGUUCUGGGGUUUACACCUCUAGUUGGGAUACCCAGAUGAAGUAAUGUGAUGAAUGAUGAAUCACACGUAAAACAAUUUAGAAAUGAAUAAAGGGUUAGCUUGGUAUUAGUGCAACUUUAAAAACAUAUAUGUCAAUACUGUACUAUAACAAUA